CGGGGGCCUUCGGAGCAAAUGCUGGAGAUGCUGGAGUGAGCGGAGCGCGAUUACAGGUUGGCUAAAACACCCUGAAUGCUGCAGGAUGGAGGGGACCCAGGAGAGUCCUCUGAUGCUGAUAUACACCUUGCAGGAAUUACUGGGUCAUGAUACAGUGCAAGUGGAGCUCAUCCCAGAGAAGAAAGGCUUGUUUCUCAAACACGUGGAAUAUGAAGUGUCCAGUCAGUUCUUUAAGUCUUCCGUGUACAGAAGAUACAAUGACUUUGUCAUGUUCCAGGAGGUGUUGCUGCAGAAAUAUCCAUACCGCAUGGUACCAGCCCUCCCACCCAAGAGAAUGCUGGGAGCGGAUCGAGAGUUUAUAGAAUCCCGGAGGCGAGCUCUAAAGAGGUUCAUUAAUCUAGUAUCCCGGCACCCCUCUUUCUGGGAUGACAUACUUGUGACUAUCUUCCUUUCAUAUAAUGGUCAGGAUGUACAGAAUAAAAUGCGUGAAUCUUCCCGUGGGGUGGGAGAUGAAUAUAUGAUGUGCAAAUUUGCAACACAAGCCAAGGAUUUCCUCCCAGCUGAUAUCCAGGUCCAGUUUGCAGCCAGCAGAGAGCUGAUCAGGAACAUCUUCAACAGUUUUUACAAACUCCGGGAUCGAGCGGAGAGAAUGGCUGGAAGAGCCAUUGAUAAUGCCACUGAUCUUUUGGGCUUUGGCAAAGAACUAAGUGCCUUAGGUUCUGACACUACCCCACUACCCUCCUGGGCUGCUCUGACCCACAGCUCCUGGGGUGCACUAAAGCAAGCACUAAAAGGACUUUCUGUUGAAUUUGCUCUGCUUGCUGAUAAAGCAGCACAGCAGGGUAAACUUGAAGAAAUCGAUGUGGUGGAGAAGCUGAAUCUUUUCCUGGAUCUCUUGCAAUCAUAUAAGGAUCUGUGUGAAAGGCACGAAAAAGGAGUAUUACACAAGCACCAGAAGGCUUUGCACAAGUACAGUCUGAUGAAGAAACAGAUGAUGAGCGCUACUGUACAGAAUAAGGAGGCCGAGUCUGUGGAACAACUGGAGUCUCGCAUUGUGGAGCAAGAGAACGCCAUCAUGGUCAUGGAGCUGAGGAAUUACUUUUCCCUCUUCUGCCUGCAUCAGGAAACCCAGCUCAUCCACAUCUAUCUGCCCCUCACCUCCCACAUACUUGGGGCGUUUGUGAAUUCACAGAUCCAGGGGCACAAAGAGAUGACUCAAGUGUGGAAUGAAUUAAAACCGAAGUUGAAUUGUCUGUUUGUGGGAUCCUCCGGCCUUCCCACUCCACCCCUGUCUCCUGAGGAACGUAAUUUCUUUACUCGCUAGACCCAUUUCCAGUGCAAGGCAAAUGGACGAUUCUGAUGCAGCACUUCAGUUCUAUAGUGUCACAUCGGUCAUCACUGGUG
Nanorana parkeri is the source of this 1404-nucleotide messenger RNA. It is a transcript of the gene SNX8, whose product is annotated as sorting nexin 8. The coding region runs from base 86 to 1324 and encodes 412 amino acids. NCBI's taxonomy places the organism in Eukaryota, Metazoa, Chordata, Amphibia, Anura, Dicroglossidae. The record is from RefSeq and is a predicted model, not a curated record. Gene Ontology annotation, molecular function: phosphatidylinositol binding. The transcript has 11 exons. Gene Ontology annotation, biological process: retrograde transport, endosome to Golgi.